Molecule: messenger RNA, 654 nt
Organism: Symbiodinium natans
Lineage: Eukaryota; Dinophyceae; Suessiales; Symbiodiniaceae
Source: the annotation of a GenBank genome assembly
AUGUGUAGAUCCUCACGACAAGUCAUGAAGGAAACGAAGGAAGCCGACUGUUUGGAAGCCACGGUUGCGCUGCAGAAGCAGGAGCACCAGGCCCAUGCAGGAGUCGUUGGACUGGAGGUGUUCUCGGCCGGCCUCCCACCCAUCCUUGCUGGCAAGAAGACAUGCUCUGUGCGGAACUAUCCUCUUCCAAAGGAUUUGGAGGGCAAGCCACUGCUGGUGCUGGCGAUACCGCCUCCAACGGGUGAGGGUGCCGACACUCUGCCAGACGAGGUCGCCGCCGAGUCUGGUUUGUUCGAGUGCGUCGGCGUCAUCGUCUUCUCGAGUGGCUCAUAUCGGUACGACACCCGCGCCGCAUUCGAGGAAGACGCACCUCGGCACGCGAUGGUGCCUGGGACACCCCUCCAUGCCAAGUAUGCAGGUGAAGGGAGCGGAUGGCCCGGGCCCGAAGGGUACACGUAUCGCUGGGACAUUGAGACCGUGAAGCCUUGGCCCCCUGAGCUGGAGAUGGCUACAAGGAUGCCUGCCGUGUCCCGGCGAUGUCACUCGCUCUUUUAUGUCCAGGGAACUGGCUGGGAGUCCCUGAUGCAGGCCGUGAUCUCUGGGACCAGCCACCGGGGAACAGUGCGACCGCUUGAGGCUGAUCCAUCCGCUUGA